CCUGCGGUAGCCAGGUGUAGGCAGACUCGUAAGAUGCCGGAACCAGCCAAAUCCGCUCCCGCUCCUAAGAAAGGUUCAAAGAAAGCCGUCACCAAAACUCAAAAGAAAGGUGACAAGAAGCGUAGAAAGACUAGGAAAGAGAGCUACUCUAUCUACGUGUACAAGGUGCUGAAGCAGGUGCACCCCGACACGGGCAUCUCGUCCAAGGCCAUGGGCAUCAUGAACUCCUUCGUCAACGACAUCUUCGAGCGCAUCGCGGGCGAGGCCUCGCGCCUGGCGCACUACAACAAGCGCUCCACCAUCACCUCGCGGGAGAUCCAGACGGCCGUGCGCCUGCUGCUGCCCGGCGAGCUGGCCAAGCACGCCGUGUCCGAGGGCACCAAGGCUGUCACCAAGUACACCAGCUCCAAGUAGGGCGCCUCGGACCGUCACUCUCAACCCAAAGGCUCUUUUAAGAGCCACCCAUAUAUUCAGUAAAAGAGUCGAUCACAGGUUUUUUUCGGUGAGUGGUGUUUGCACGUGGUAAUGUUUUGGUCAUUGGGUUAGAACACGCUGUCGGAAGAUGUGGGAAAAGUGUUAUCCUGUGUAGGUAUUUGGAAAGAUUUGGGUCGUCUUGUCUGUUCUGUUCUGUCAAUCGGUCCUGCAGGUCUAUAAAAAGCAUGUUAAGCCCCUAAAGAAUUUUAAAGCCAUUAAAGGUUUCUUUCUUAAUUUCAGA
Camarhynchus parvulus is the source of this 715-nucleotide messenger RNA. Its product is annotated as histone H2B 8. The record is from RefSeq and is a predicted model, not a curated record. Lineage: Eukaryota; Metazoa; Chordata; Aves; Passeriformes; Thraupidae. Gene Ontology annotation, cellular component: nucleosome. The transcript has a single exon. Bases 34 to 414 code for a protein of 126 amino acids. Gene Ontology annotation, molecular function: protein heterodimerization activity; structural constituent of chromatin; DNA binding.